Contarinia nasturtii (swede midge) is the source of this 1431-nucleotide messenger RNA. Its product is annotated as glyoxylate reductase/hydroxypyruvate reductase. Gene Ontology annotation, molecular function: glyoxylate reductase (NADPH) activity; hydroxypyruvate reductase [NAD(P)H] activity; hydroxypyruvate reductase (NADH) activity. Lineage: Eukaryota; Metazoa; Arthropoda; Insecta; Diptera; Cecidomyiidae. The record is from RefSeq and is a predicted model, not a curated record. Gene Ontology annotation, cellular component: cytosol. Bases 254 to 1360 code for a protein of 368 amino acids. The transcript has 3 exons.
GUAUAUUCAUCAGCGAUAACGUACACAUGACCUUAGCAUAUUCAUGUAAAAUUAAACUAUAUACCAUUUACAAUUGAAAAAUAAGAGAACAUUGUUUGAUUAUGACCACACAUUUUACAAUCAAACAUUAACAAAGAGUCGAUUUGACUUUCGGUAUGCAUGUUGCAUUUGUUGCUUGCCACAAUCAGUGAGCAACAUUGAUCAAGUGAAACAUAGUUUGGAAAUAUCCGGUUUGAAUUUGUUUUGUCGAAAUAUGAUCUCGUCUGUGACAUUGUUUAGAUCAUGUGUUGUUGUUGUUUCAAAAUCUAUAACAAAAUCUGUCAUUACUAAAUCAUUCGUAAGAGUGUUAAGAAGCAGGGAAACAGAGCGUUUUUAUUCACAAUUUUCUACGAUGCGUCCACAAAUCUAUUGUACUCGAUCAGACUUUCCAGCCGCUGGUAUUGAUUUACUGCAGAAUGAAUGUGACAUUGAUGGUUGGAAUGAGGCAUCGGUUGUGCCACGAGAUGAAUUAUUGAAAAAAGUCGUUGGAAAGGAUGCACUGUUCUGUACGUUAACCGAUAAAAUUGAUGCUGAGGUAAUUGAAUGUGCCGGGCCAAAUCUAAAGGUCAUAGCUACAAUGUCUGUUGGUUAUGAACACAUCGAUUUAAAUGAGUGUAAGAAGCGAAAAAUUCGCGUUGGUUAUACACCAGAAGUGCUGACCGAUGCUGUUGCUGAUUUAACGAUUGCAUUGUUAUUGGCAACAACACGACGUCUAAUCGAAGCUAAUAAGCAGGUUCAUUCAGGUGGCUGGAAAUCAUGGGAACCGUUGUAUAUGUGCGGACCGGCUAUUAAAAAUACAACCGUCGGUAUAGUCGGUUUUGGCCGUAUCGCCCAAGAGGUUGCCAAGCGAUUGAUUCCAUUCAAACCAAAGCGUAUUAUUUACUCAAAUAAAUCGAACAGCCGUGAAAAGGAAGCCAGAGAAAUUGGGGCCGAACGUGUUGAUGUGAAUGAUUUAUUGAGAACAAGUGAUAUUGUUAUACUUUUGUGUGCAUUAACACCAGAAACAACGCAUUUUAUUAAUGCCCAAACAUUGAACACAAUGAAAAAAACGGCUGUAUUAAUCAACUGUGCACGAGGUCAGGUUAUUGAUCAAAAUGCAUUGUACGAUGCACUUCGUACAAAUAAAAUUCGUGCGGCUGGCUUGGAUGUAACCACACCAGAACCAUUGCCGCUCGAUAGUCCAUUAUUAACGUUGAACAAUUGCGUUAUUAUUCCACAUAUUGGAAGCGCCGAAAUUGAAACAAGACAAGAAAUGUGCCGAAUCACCGCAUUAAAUGUGUUGGGCGCAUUGAAAAACAUCGAAAUGAUUUAUGAAUUGUGAGAUUUUAUUUUAUUUUUGAUGUAAUGUAAAUAACAUUCUGUUUCAAAUAAAAUAAAAGAGCGCUCCGAAAA